AUGGACCACGAUAUCCCAGCAGUGGACCAAUCAGGUGCAGAGUCUAAAUAUUAUUAUAAACUAACCUAUAACACCAGUAACCUUAGUUGCGAUACUAGUGGCCCAUCGGCCAAUCAAAAUGCUAAUGACAAUGAUGACAACAUAUCCCAUGAUUCUUAUGAUCUGGCGGAAGGUCGGAGAUCUUCCACUCAGGAAGUGUUUUCUACAGUUUUGCAUAUUUCCGAGAAUGACCUUCUAAAGGUAACAGAGAAUGCUAGUCCUACGUCCCCUGAUGCUAUCACAGAAAAAGUAUCUAUCGGGGAUGAGAAAUUAGCAAACACUUUCUCUGAAUCUGUAGAAAGUCAUGAUAAAAUAGAUGGUAGUCAUAGUAACUCUGAUGGUAGUCAUAGUAACUUGGAUGAUCAUACUGUUGAUAGCAUCACUCGUGGUAAUAACUUGAAAAAGGAAUCAUCAACAGAUGCUGAUGAAACCUUUGAGAAUGUGAUCAGUAGGUUUGAUAAUAUUGAAAGUGCCUCUGAUAAUACCAGUGAACAUGUGGUGAGUCGCAAUGAAGAUGGGGUGGGUCAUGUUGAAAGUGUGGUGUGCCAUGAAAGUCAGAAUGCAUCUGUGACUGAAACAAGUGUGAUAAAUGAAGUAACUACAUCCAAUGUAAUAACCAACACUAUAGAACAUACAACAACUGAAACAAAUUCACACACUGUUGAAGAUUCCAAAAUGUCUGUCUCUUCAGUGGUUGAAAAUGAUUCUUUAAACCAGGUUUCUGAUAAGCCUAAACCAAAUCCAAUUCCACUUAAAUCAAUAUUAAAGGAUACUGAAAAAUCAUAUGAUACACCAAAUAAAUCAAAUGUUAAAGAUAGUGAAACAGUUGAUGACACUGAUAUUGAGUAUACACUUCACCGUCGAAUGUACAUUGGUGGAAUAGACCACAGCACACAUUUUCUUCAACAAUCACACGCCACCACAACAUCUAUGCAAAAAUCACCCCUAUCACCAGUUUCACCGAAAAGUCCAAAUUUUCGUGAACAACAAAGAGCAACAUUACAAAAAAUUCAAAGUAAUUUACAGCACCCAUUGCCACCAAAAUCACCCGAAAGGUCACCAAAAAAUCAGAGACAUUCAGAUUUUGUAAAAAUUCGCAAAUUGCCUCCUAAAAAUAGCUUUUCAAGUACAGAUCAUUCAGUAAGUCCUUUAAUGGAGAAAGAAAUUUUAGAACAGAUUAGAAAAAAUAAGAACAAGCUUAGGGAUGAAGUUCAUGAUGUAAAAGAUGACCAUGAAGAUGCAGAUGACAAUGAUGACGAUGAUGAGAAAGACAGCAGUGAAACUAAGAAUAAUGCUCACGUUGAAACCACCUUUAUUCCAAUAUCUAUUCCUCAAAACUCAAAUGACUAUGACCCAAGUAAGGUUGACCAGACACAAGAUUCUGACAAAAACAAUGAUACCUCGGAAAAUUCCCUUGUAACAACGGAAAAUUCCAUUGCUGAAACUAAGCAAACUUCCAUAAUGAGAAUGGAAAAUUCCAUUGAACUGCUGGAAAAAAGCCACGAAAGUUUAGAAAAUGUUUUGCAUCAGAUGCAACCUGACAGCACUGCUGAGACUAAACAAAGGUUGGACAAUGCAGACAUUACACAGGUGACUGAUAAGCAACAGCUUAAAGAAGAUAAAGAACACAUAGAAGUUGUAACAUUUAAAGACAGUGCCAAUAGCAGCCCAACUAUUGACGUUGCAGAGGAUCUGGUGAAACAGGCCAUCUUUGAUGCAGUUCAACUUGUACAGGAGCAUCCAAAUAAAGUGCUUGAAGACCCUUAUGAACCUGAGCAAAGUACAAGUGAGAACCUAUCUAACAAUGGUAAAGAAAAUGAAGAAGCAGAAGAUGAUAAGAAUGAUAGAGUUGAAGAUUCCAAAGUUGAAGGUGCAGAAACUCUGCAAAAAGAUGGUCAGUAUGUACAAGAAGCCCCUCGGAGUUCAGUAGAUGAUCCUGAAACUGACACAGACGCAAAAGUUGCACAGUCCCAAAAGAAAAGAACCAAAUCUGUCCAGUUUCAGGAAAGCCCUGAAAUACAAUUAAUAGACCCCAUACAAAGAUUCCCAAUUGAUAUGAAUGACCUUCAAAUUAGCAGUAUCCCAUCUAACCAAGAGUCGGCUUUAACAUCUGCUACAAUUGCUCUAUCCUCUGUCAACACAAACUUUGAGUCAACCAAUGGUGACUAUGACCACACAAUACCGCAUGAUGUCAUAGUUUGUGAAUCAACUCCUCCAGGUCCAAACACCCAUGUCAUUGCAAUAUCCUCCUUCAAAGGAACUUCCAAAUGCCAAUCAGAGCAUGAGAUUAAGAUUAGAACAAGUCAAACUGCAGCAACCAUUGAUGCUAGUGAGCCAGUGAGUUUCUCCGUUGUUAGGCCAGCAUCCAAUAUUGAGUUUGAACGUCAAUCAUCCACCGAGAGUACGGAAUUUAGCCAAUCACAAGGACUUACUUUCUCCUCAUUUGGACACACCAUAACAAAAACUAACAAGAAUCGUAAAGAUGUCGAGAGAAAUGACGAGAAAUCAACUUAUACAUCAUAUAGUAUGGGAAUAGAUUCAGGAGUUCUUCCAAUUGAGGACCCACCCAUUACCAAUGAGAUUACAACAGACUCUAGAGCUGAUGAGCAUUCAGUUACCAUGGCUACUAUAUCACAUGGCACAGUUACCACGACGACUGUUACUAAGCAAUCUAAAUUAAAAUCAGAAAAUGAGAUUACACAAAGUGCCUCUGGGGAUCCUGAAAUAGAUCCUAAUAUGGGAACUGAAGGAAAGAAGGCUCUCACAAUAGCUGGAAAUGGACUUCGUUAUGCAGACAGUAACUCUUCAGAUGAAGACAACAGCCUGCACAGGUCAGCAUCCGAUGACUCUUUCGAUGAUGCAGAGAUUGUGAAAGGUGAUCGUCCAAUAUCAAUAGGACUAUCAGAUUCUGAUAAUGAGGAGCAAGGACCUGCUAAGUUCACAUAUAUUUUGAAUGAUGAUAACUCAUCAUCAAGCUCCUUGGAGCUACCAACACCUCCUCCACAGAGACACAAGACAAGGUCAACUGAGGCCACACAGGUGAAUUCUGGGAUAAAACCUCCUGCUCAAGUCCACAUCAACAUUCAGUCACCCUCCUCUGAAGACACCGACGCUAUGCCUUACCAGUCCUCUGGGUCAUCAUCCCAUAAAGUAGUCCAUCAAGUUAUUGAACAAAUCAGACAGAAGGAGAGCAAUGGCCAUGAGACCACGUCAAGUUUCUCUGAAGAGGAAGAAGUUAAAGCAUUUGAGGAAGGUGUACUUAAAGGAGCUAAGGUUGACCUUGUUGAACAGGAGGAAAUGUCAAGUGAGAGUGAGUAUGAAGGCCCAGCUAUUAUUGAUAAACCACCAGAAGAGCUCUAUGAGGAAGACUUAGAUGAGCUUGCACAGAUUCAAGAAGAGCCGGAGCUCGAAGAAGAGGAAAUGGAAAACAUGAAAGAAGUUAAAGCUGAGGAGAUCAUUGAUGAGAAAGUGACAACAAAGAAGAUGAGAGUUCGUGGUAUUCCAGAUGUUGAUAUCGAUGACAGUGUCUCAGGAAGUACAGAACGUCUGUUGGCAGGUUCAAUAUCAAGCUCUAGUGAUAGUAGUUUACAAGAAGCACAUGUCGAAGGUCAAGGUCAAGGAGCCAUGGGUGAACAUUACAGUGAGGUUAUUUCAAAUCAGUAUUCAAUGGAAGAUGUGGUACAUCAUCAAUCAACCAGCUCAGUAACACAUACCCACACUAUAGAGACAGUCACAACAGCUCAAGCAUCAGCCAUUACCACUCACCAAGGCUAUGAGGCUGGGGAUGAUUGUUUUAUGGAGCCUAAUUUCAACCUUGAUAAUGAGGCAGAACAAGACCCCUUAGAAUCAUUAGAAAUGUUAAACAAGCCUUAUAUCCUUCAUUCUGAUAGUGGGGAUGAUUCAAGUAGCUCCAGCAGUAGUAGCUCAGACUCUGACGUAGACUCGGAACCAAUCAUAAUCCAGAAACAAAUCGACAAACACCAUAUAAGUAUUGAAGUUAAGGGCAGGUCCAAGAAUAAAGCAAGACGUCAUACUAGUUCAGUAGAACUGGAGUUGUCAAAUGGGAAAGUCAUAGAGAAUCCCCUGUCUUCUUUGAGUCCUGGAACCCCUGUUAGUCCUGACAGUGAUGAAGUCUUCACUAAUCUAUAUGCACAGGGAAGGUUUGCUGGUAGUAGUUCAGUAAGCCCUAGAGUCGUACACAAGAAAUAAAAGUUACACGAUUUUGCUUAUUACAAGGAAGCAUCAUUUGUAGUAGUCCAAUAAGCCCUAAUUCAAGAAUUAUCCAAAAUAAGUGAUUCAUUGAAAUAAGAGAACAUGAAUAGAAGUUUUUGCUUUUCUCUCUCUCUCUGGUAUUUUUGCCAAAUAUGUAUAUAACAUUAGGUUAGAAGAAUUUAGAUAUUUGAUGAUUGAAUUUGAACUCUGCAAUAUUAGGGAGAAAACUUUGUGAAACAAUAAUUAGAUCUAGGAAAUGUUAAGAUACAAAAAUUAAGAUAUAAUGAUUAUUAGGUUAGAGAGACCAUUUAUUUUGUCUCAACUAAAUACUUCAAAAUGUUCCUAAAUGCAUUUCUGAUGUUGUAGAAAUCCAAUACAAUGGAUCAGCCUUCCUGUACAGUAUAAAUAAAAUGUACGAUAAAAUGUAAGAAAAUACAUGUAGAUAAGUACAUAGAUUAAUAAAUAAAUAGGGUAAUACAAUAAAUGUUGAAGAAACUUUAGAAUUCGGCAAAAUUUUACAAUGCAUAAGAUAAAUAAACUAAUUUAAAAAGAAGUAAAGAUAGGAUUUAUUGUAAAAGUUAAUAUUAAAGGGGACAAAAUCAGAUAAGCUUAUAAAAUUCAGAUGAAUAUUUAAAUAUUUAUAAAGAUUCGAGAUAUGAAUAAAGUUGCCAAUGGUAAAUAAAAUUAAAUCUAAAUAAGAUAAGUAAACUGGGCAAUAUAAAAUAAGUGGGCAAAAAUUCAGAAUCAGAUGUGAUCUAAGUAGAAGAAACUCGUGCCAUCAUCUUACUAACUCAAUGUGCAAUGAAACAAUAUGUAAAAGUAUUCAAUUUUUUUUAUUAAUGUUAUGAUUUAUAACUGAAAUUAAUUAGUACUAUCUAUAUCUUAUUUUUUAUAUUUAAGGGACUUCAAUUAAGUGUUUUAUUAUUUGCUUUACUAACAUACACUCAUUAAAUCACAAGCAUGCACCAAACAACAUGGGUGCACUUUGAGUGGUCAGUUGGGGCACGCCCCUAUCCUUAUAUGGUGUCAAGGUCAACAUAAUAACAACAUGUAAUAAUAACAAUUCAAUCUCAAGAUUUUGUUUAAUUAAUAAAAUAUUUUGGAAGAACCAAGAAGGUUUUGCAGCUUUACUUCAAAUCUUUGGAUUGAGUAAAGUAAAAUGAAAUAUACUCACUUGUUUGGUUGUUGCUUGAAAGUCCUAUUGCAAUAGUAUGGCAUGAACCAAUCCUCCUUAAGUAUUAGUAACCUCUUGAAUCCCAGGCUCUAAAAUUGGUUCAAACAGGAGAAUUUUUCAUUUUUUCCAGUUUUUGAAAUUUUACUACCUACAUAUACAAUGUGUGAUACUCAAUUUAGUAAAAUUAGAUGGCAGGGUUCGUUUUUACACAUUUUAAAACAACUUUUGUGUAAAGUAGAUGAAUAUUGUCCAAAUAAGAGCAAUUUUAGUGCGAAAUUUUGUGACAGAUUAACUCUUCACUCUGGGUUUCAAGGUCAUCUCCAAGGUGACGAGAAAUCUCGGCAUUCUGGGUAUUUAAGAGGUAAAUAUACAAGAAAUGUAACUCCAUUUGAGCUUAAUUCUUUGUCACCCCUUUAAUCAAAGGUUUGAAAACGUAGCUCACAAAUGAGAUUAAUAUGAGAGAGCACAAUUUCUAAAUAAUUGAAAAUAAUUAUUUUAGAUGACCUCACCUUAACUACUAAUAUAAUAAAUAGUUUAAUAAUAUAAUAUUUAAUAUUAACAGUUAACAGUUUUUAAUUAUAUGAAGUAUAACUACAUUAUUUGCAUGAUUUAAUAUUAAUAAUAUAUAUAAAUCUAAUCGUGUUUGAAAACAUUAUGAUGACUGCAGUAAAACUUUAGUUCAUAUUUUUAUUUUAUUUCUGUUAUUUUAUAAAGCUGUACAUUGUAUACUAAGUUUGCUUUAAUAUUUAUUUCAUGCAUAACAUACCUGACCUAGAAUAUCAUUGAAUAUAUAUGGUACUGAUUUUAUAUAUAGGGCAAAAGUUUGAAGCAUUAUUUUCAAUUUCAAUUUCUGUAUAUUGGGAUGCAACUUUGUUAAGGUAUGUUGUACUUUAUGUUUCUAUGCUAGGAUAAAUGCCCUCAUUUAUUGUGAGAUAUGCCCUAGUUUUUGAUAUAUACCCUUGUUUAGUGAUAUGUUCACCUUUCAAAGGUCAGUUUAUAGCAUGGGCAUAUAUAUCCAAGUGAGGGCAUAUAUCAUGAUCUAGGAUGGAGUAUGCCAAUGAGUAGCAACAUGACCUUCACCUCUAGUUUGCAUGUGAGCUUAACUGACCUUUAACUUGACCUUGACCCUAUGACAUCACAUGACCUUUAACCUGGCACCCUUCAAUCCAAGGUCAUUGUCAUUCGCAUUUUGAUUAACCGCAUGUCGAGGUGAAAUGAGAUUUUGGCUGAAACAUCCAGAUUGUUUACUCCAAUUACCAUAUGCUUACUAAAAAUAAUAAUCAUUAAUAAAUUAAAAUGAUUCAAAUCAAUAUUGUGUUUUUGAGGAAAGCAAAGAUUACUGGUCAAAUGGGUCGACUCUGCCACCUUUUGAGUAAAUCAUGGACUAGAUUUCUUAAGAAAAAGGAAAUUGUAUCAAUUUUCCGUUAAUUGUGUUAAAGAUAUUGAUUUUUUAUCCUGGCUGUUUUCUGAUAAAUGUAACAAUGAAUGAACUAUUAGGCUAUUGUAAAUAGACACAUCCUAUUGCGGCAAUAAGUUAACCUUACCUUACAAACAAUUUACAGAUUUCCUUACUUUAAAACAAACUGAAAAUUGUAUAUUUGUUUAAACUGUUAAUUUAUACAUCAAGAAUUAUCAUCUGUAUGUUAUUAAGUCGAGUAGGACUAAUUCUGUUCAUAACAUUCUGAUAUUAUAAGAAAUGUUCAUAUAAAGAUGUGUUCAGUAAGAAUAUAGAAUCUGAUUUGUCCCCAAGACUGUAUAUUUAGUGAUUAUUAGUAAAAUUAGAUGGCAGGUUUAAUUGGAAUGUCCAUAAGUUGACGUUGGACAAACUAGUAUGGGAUUAUGGAACGUAUGGGAUUAUGGAACAUAUGUGGUUAUGGAACAUAUGUGGUUAUGGAACAUGUGGGAUUAUGGAACAUGUGGGAUUAUGGAACAUAUGGGAUUAUGAAACAUAUGGGAUUAUGAAACAUAUGGGAUCAAAACGACAUAUGGAAUUAUGGUUAAAUAUAAGAGGUCAGGUUUGUUAACAUUGUAAAUGCCCCUUGGUUUGCUUACAGUGAAACUUCUCAACUUAAACACCUCAAUAAAAUUGAUCCUCAAUUUGAACAUUUUUUCAAAUCUCACAUUGUCCAUGUUUUGAUUGAACACUUUUUUGCUUGAUCACAAGGGUGUUCACAUCAGAGUUUUACUGUGUUUACUUAUAUUCAUUUACAAGCUUUUUCCCUUUUUAAACCAAGUAUUACGUAAAUAGUCCUGUUAUAUGAUUCUGACAUACAACUAUGUCUAUACCGAAAAUUUGAUUUUGCUUUUAUUUAUUUAAUGUUAAUUAAUCAGCUUAAAUUAGACUUAAUUGAAGACAAUUAUAUCAUUUAAUCGUUUCAAGUGUCAACAUCAAAUUUUAAUUUCUGAAGUAAAAUAUGAAAGAAAUAUUAUUAAUUAGCAUUGUAAUUAAAAGUCAUUAAUUAGUAGAAAAGCCAUAAAAUCGGUUAGCUUCCAAUUAAUGAGUAAUAUUAGAUUAGGUUGGUCAAUAUUAUUGUUGUAUUGAAGU
Owenia fusiformis is the source of this 7970-nucleotide messenger RNA. NCBI's taxonomy places the organism in Eukaryota, Metazoa, Annelida, Polychaeta, Sabellida, Oweniidae. The record is from the annotation of a GenBank genome assembly.